Ilex paraguariensis (yerba mate) is the source of this 707-nucleotide messenger RNA. The record is from the annotation of a GenBank genome assembly. Lineage: Eukaryota; Viridiplantae; Streptophyta; Magnoliopsida; Aquifoliales; Aquifoliaceae.
AUGGCACAUCAAAGAACUGAGAUGGGUCUAGUGUUGGUCCUAGCGACCAUCCUCUGGACUGGAGCCACCGCACAGUCUAGCAGUUGCACGAGCACGAUAAUAAGCAUGUCACCCUGCCUCAACUACAUUACUGGCAACUCUUCAACCCCAUCUUCAAGCUGCUGCACUCAGCUUGGCAACGUUGUUCGCUCACAGCCACAGUGCUUGUGUCAGGUCCUAAAUGGUGGUGGCUCAUCCCAGGGGCUCAACAUCAACCAAACUCUUGCUCUGGCAUUACCUGGUGCUUGCAAUGUUCAGACUCCACCCCUCAGCCGUUGCAAUGCUGCUUCUCCAGCUGAUUCUCCUGUGGGAACUCCAGAAACUCCAAGCACAGUACCAUCAGGACGGGGAUCUAACACAGUACCAUCAACAGAAAAUGGUGCAUCAGAUGCAACCUCUACUAAGUUAGCAGCUCCUCUGCUUUUCUUCCUAUUGUUCAUUGCAUCAUACGCUUCGACCUCCACACUCUGCUGAGUUCUGUUAUCUGUCAUCCUAUUGCUCAGUAUACAGUCCUACGUAUAGAAUGAUUGUUUACUUCAAAGUUCCUUUUUCCUUGGUUGAGUGUCUCAUGUAAUAUUUAUUCUUUUGUAACCUCUUCAUUGGUUGAUAUGGUUUUUGUAUGACUGAAGAGAUUUGCUCUCUUCCCUUUGAAUAAAGAUGAUUCCUGC